AUGCAAUCUCCUUCCUUCAUUCCGGCAAUUGACAGUCAUCAUCGCAACAGUAAACCAGACACACACUACGGGUCGAACCAACUACUCCUUCACCCCGUGAACCCAAAGUUAAGUGCAAAAUCUCAAGAGUUCAAUACAGCCAGUUCGCCUGGAUGUUUCGUGGCUUGAUCGUUCCCGAAACUCCUUCCUUCCCGUUCCUUCCGCCUCCACCUUCCAACGCCACCUAGACGACGCUCUUUCCCCUUUCCCCCUCUCUCCAUCGCCAGAACUAGACAAACACGAGUAUCUAAGACUGCUCUCCCACAUAUUCCUUAUUCCCAGCAAGCACAUGUCAGUGGGUAGACGCCGACGCUGACCGCCUACCCUCGUGGACGAAUCAACUACUGUUGCCGCCACCACUUCCUCACAGCACCCUUGUCUUACCUCCUUCGUCGUGCGUAUACUAAUAUUGUAUGCGUACAUGUGCAUGCGUGAUGUAGUGUGAUACUGGGGCAGCGGAGCAGGACUCAGGCGCGAGCUGAACCACGUGGGAGAAGAACAUGCAGCAAGCCAUACAUCU
Molecule: messenger RNA, 559 nt
Organism: Periconia digitata
Lineage: Eukaryota; Fungi; Ascomycota; Dothideomycetes; Pleosporales; Periconiaceae
Source: the annotation of a GenBank genome assembly